This is a messenger RNA of Setaria italica (foxtail millet), 2970 nucleotides long. Its product is annotated as probable histone acetyltransferase HAC-like 3. Gene Ontology annotation, biological process: positive regulation of transcription by RNA polymerase II. The record is from RefSeq and is a predicted model, not a curated record. Gene Ontology annotation, cellular component: transcription regulator complex; histone acetyltransferase complex. Gene Ontology annotation, molecular function: histone acetyltransferase activity; transcription coactivator activity; chromatin DNA binding. NCBI's taxonomy places the organism in Eukaryota, Viridiplantae, Streptophyta, Magnoliopsida, Poales, Poaceae.
AGCGAUAGAGAAGGGCUUUUCUGAAAAGAACGGAAAAUAGUUAGGACGAGAGGGGAAAAAAACCAGCGAAGAGGAAGCAGGGGAUCGAAACCCUAGGCGCGGUCGGCGGCGCGCCGGAGUCCGUACACCGGGAGAGUGAUAAGCCUCACGUCCAUGAGCGAGAUCCGGUAAGAGGGCACCCUCUACACCAUCAACACCGUGGAACCCAGCUCCAGCAUCGGGCUCAGAAACGUUCGUUCAUUUGGAACUGAAGAUCGUAAGAAGGAUGGCCAGCAGAUUCCUGCCAGCAACAAGAUAUAUGAGUAAAUACUCUUUAGAGGAAGUGAUAUAAGGUGAAUUCUACCAGCAUAAUGACUCAAACCCUGCAAGGGAAAGUUAUGGCCUCCAAUGCACCGAGCAGCUUUUCUAUUCGGCAACAGAUGUCACCGAGCGAUUUUGAUAUGCUUCAGCCGGAUAACAUGGAUCAGUCUACCUCUCCGAUUCGCAGCAUUGUCAUUCAAAAAAUUGCAAGUUGCUUGGGAAAGAGGGAACUAUUUGCUAAAUUCAGCCCAGAUUACCUUCUGAAAAUUUCAAGAAACAUUGACGAAUUACUCUACAGAAGUGCUCCAAAGGUCCGUUACAUGGAUCUCGACACUCUAGAAGCUAGGGUGGAUGCUUUGCUCAGUUCUGUAUCGUAUAGAAACCACAGAGAUUCUUGGGUAUCUUCAGCAGCUGCAUCGACAAAGAAUUUACAUCAGCUGCCUGGGAUACAGAUGACGGACUCUAGUGUCUAUCAUGAUGUAGUUGCCCCUGGUUUUACUAACUUGCCUGCACGUGCAAGAGACGUGCCUACACAUACUAUGUUCACUUCUCAGAGAUAUUUACCACAUAAUUACAAUGUGGUAGCUGCUAAUUUUCCUCUUACAGUGAGGCCCGAAAGCUUUAGGACCACCAUAGUUUCUCCAUGUGUAUCAGUGCCUCCAAAAUGUAGUUCAGGCCUUGGUGGGACCGCCAGUGAUGGAUUGCCAAAUGGCCAUGUAAAGGACCAUUUUCCAGGUGAUGCUCAUCCUGUUGAUAGUCCAAUAUCAUCCAUGUCUGGGAGUUCCAGUCCUUUAUCAGCCGUGUGUGAUCCAACCACAAGUCCCAGUGCAAUGAUAAGAUCGUCGAUGGACUCUGUCUCUAAAGCAUCUGGACAAAAACUUUCUGCAGGUUCUGAUGUAUAUUCCACUGGUGAAGGACAAUCAUUUCAACAACAUAGAGAAUAUGAGAGAGAGUUAGAUGGUGCAUGGAGCCAGCCAGUAGAGCUGUCAAUUCAAUCAAAUAGGACAACUGAAAGGCAUGAAUUGUAUCUCAAAGGAGAAUGUCAUCUUGACAGAUGCAUGGAAGUGGAAGGGAAAUAUUGUCGUGUGUCAGACUGUGAAGAUUUGUGCAGGGAGAAAUACUCAAGUUUAAGCACACCCAGGGCCCAGUACCAGUGCUGCUUCAUGACAGAUUGUGAUCCUUGUGACCCUGAGAGAGAAAGAGUUGGGAGAUCUGAGCAGACAUCAAAUAGCACAGUGUCAAAGCCAUCUUCAACUGUUUCAGAUGAAUCUUAUGGCAAGCGUCCAGCAAAACGCCUGAAAGCUGAUGUUCCCAGUCUUGUCAAUGUCAAUCAAGCAGAGAGUCCAAAAGAGCAAAAGCCUGUUGUGAAUGAGAAUCAUGCAUAUGGUGAAACAGUACAAUCAGAAAUCACGGAAUUACCUACAAAGUCACCUUGCAGUUCGUCAGGUGACAUUAAUGCUGACACCAAUAAUACGCUAGAACAGGGUAGUGAAGAUGUACAUAACAUGGAUGUUGUUGCAGAAGAAGAAUUGCACUGUGUAAAGGGUGACAUUGAGAUGAAAGACUCUAAGACUGUUGCAUUGGAUCAGACAGCGAAUCAGGUCAAUAUAAGUUCCAGGAGAAAAAGAGGGGCUUCUAUACUUUACGCAUUAACUGCUGAGGAGCUUAGAGAUCACUUGAGUAGUCUAAUAAACCAGCAUACUUGUCUGAGCAAGGUGAUAUCUCAAGAAAUCCAAUUAAUCGAAGGCUUGCCUGAUCAGAAUACAUGCAGUUUCUGUGGGAUGGAGAGGCUUCUUUUUGAACCACCUCCGCGAUUUUGUGCUCUCUGUUUCAAAAUAAUAAAUUCUACAGGGUGCUAUUAUGCUGAAGUUGAAAAUGGAAAGGAUAAAACUUCUAUUUGUAGCAAAUGCCACCAUCUAAGCAGUUCCAGAGCUAAAUAUGUGAAGAGAUUCAAUUAUGCUGAAACAGAUGCUGAGGCUGAAUGGUGGGUCCAGUGUGACAAAUGCAAAGCUUGGCAGCAUGAAAUCUGUGCUCUUUUUAACAGAAAGUGUGAAGGGGCGAAGGCUGAAUAUACUUGUGCAAAAUGUUUUUUGAAAGAAAAAGAUAGUGGAGACAUUCAUGCACUGGAGUCAUCCACUGUUCUUGGAGCACGGGAGUUACCAAGAACUAAACUAAGUGAUCAUAUUGAGCAGAGGCUUUCUGAGAGGCUUGAGCAGGACAGGCAACAGAGGGCAAACGCCUCAGCAAAAGGUGCUGAAGAGGUACCACGAGUUGAAGGUCUUGCAGUUAGAGUAGUAUCUUCAGCUGACAGAGUACUGCAAGUUCAACCUCGUUUUCAUGAUUUUUUUAAACAAGAAAAGUAUCCUGGAGAAUUUCCAUACAAAUCAAAGGCAAUUCUCUUGUUUCAAAAGAUUGAAGGUGUGGAUGUUUGCCUGUUCGCCAUGUAUGUACAAGAGUACGGUUCAGAUUGCCCAUCACCAAAUCAAAGGCAUGUUUAUCUUGCAUAUAUCGACUCUGUCAAGUACUUCAGGCCUGAAAUCAAAUCUGCAAGUGGGGAGGCUCUCCGUACUUUUGUCUAUCAUGAAAUUUUGAUUGGUUAUCUGGACUACUGCAAGAAACGAGGAUUCGUAAGUUGUUCCAUUUGGACUUGCCCAUCUACGAAGCGUGAUG